Molecule: messenger RNA, 795 nt
Organism: Ochotona curzoniae (black-lipped pika)
Lineage: Eukaryota; Metazoa; Chordata; Mammalia; Lagomorpha; Ochotonidae
Product: keratin-associated protein 4-4-like
Exons: 2
Coding region: 1-795 (264 amino acids)
Cellular component (GO): keratin filament
Source: RefSeq, a predicted model, not a curated record
AUGGUCAACUCCUGUUGUGGUUCUGUGUGCUCUGAGCAGGAGACCUGCUGCCGACCCAGCUGCUGCCAGGCCUCCUGCUGCCGCCCCAGCUGCUGCCAGGCCUCCUGCUGCCGCCCCAGCUGCUGCCAGGCCUCCUGCUGCCGCCCCAGCUGCUGCCAGGCCUCCUGCUGCCGCCCCAGCUGCUGCAUCUCCAGCUGCUGCAAGCCCCAGUGCUGCCAGCCUUCAUGUUGCAGACCCACCUGCUGUCGUCCCAGCUGCUGCAUCUCCAGCUGCUGCCCUAGCCCCUGCUGCAGACCGCAAUGUUGCCAGUCUGUGUGCUGCCAGCCCACUUGUUGCCGCCCCAGCUGCUGCAUCUCGAGCUGCUGCCGCCCUAGUUGCUGCAGGCCCCAAUGUUGCCAAACUCAAUGCUGCCGCCCCAGCUGCUGCAUCUCUAGCUGUUGCCAGCCCACUUGUUGCAGACCCAGCUGCUGCAUCUCCAGCUGCUGCCAGCCCACUUGUUGCAGACCCAGCUGCUGCAUCUCCAGCUGCUGCCGCCCCAGCUGCUGCAUCUCUAGCUGUUGCCAGCCCCAGUGUUGCCAGCCCACUUGUUGCAGACCCACCUGCUGCACCUCCAGCUGCUGCAAGCCCCCAUGCUGCCAGCCCACUUGCUGCAGACCCACCUGCUGCCCUAGCUCUACUUGCUGCCAGCCCACUUGCUGUCUCCAGACCACCUGCUGCAGAACCCAGUGCUGCCGCCCCAGCUGCACUGUGUCCACCUGCUGCUGCCCUAGCUGCUCCAGUGCUUCUUGUUGCUAA